GGGCGGGGAGGGGCGGCCGGUUGCUGUAGCUGCGGAGCCCGCGCCUCCCCCUUCGCAGCCCGGAGCGGGGGCCCCGCUGUGAGCCAGCGCUGCCCCCGGGGGUUGGGGGCGGUGAGUCCCCUCAGGGGGCGGUGGCGGGGCCGGGCUCGGGCUGCGAGCUUCCCUCCCGCUUCCCUCCCGCGUCCCUCCCGCAGGGGUCCGGCGCAGCGACCCGGUGACCCGCCGUGCCAGCCCGCGGCCUCCGCGCUACCUGAGCCAAUGCUAGAUCUGGAGGUGGUGCCCGAGCGGUCUCUGGGGAACGAGCAAUGGGAGUUCACCUUAGGAAUGCCGUUGGCUCAGGCUGUAGCAAUUCUUCAGAAACACUGUCGCAUUAUCAAAAACGUCCAGGUUCUCUACAGUGAGCAGUCACCUCUUAGCCAUGACCUCAUCCUUAACCUGACUCAGGAUGGAAUCAAACUGCUGUUUGAUGCUUUCAAUCAGAGACUUAAGGUGAUUGAAGUUUAUGACUUGACUAAAGUGAAGUUAAAAUAUUGUGGUGUCCAUUUUAACUCUCAGGCAAUUGCUCCAACCAUAGAACAAAUUGAUCAGUCAUUUGGAGCAACACAUCCAGGAGUGUAUAACUCAGCUGAGCAACUCUUUCACCUCAAUUUCAGAGGACUGUCGUUUUCUUUUCAGUUAGACUCCUGGACUGAAACCCCGAAGUACGAGCCUAACUUUGCCCAUGGUCUGGCCUCGCUGCAAAUUCCGCAUGGCGCGACUGUGAAACGCAUGUACAUCUACAAUGGAAACAGUCUGCAGGACACCAAGGCUCCCUUGAUGCCUCUCAGCUGUUUCCUUGGGAAUGUGUACGCUGAGAACGUCGACGUCCUGCGAGAUGGAACUGGACCCUCAGGUUUACGGCUUCGCCUGCUCACUGCAGGCUGUGGCCCAGGUGUUCUAGCCGAUGCCAAGAUGCGGGUAUUUGAGCGCUGUGUGUACUUCGGUGAUUCCUGCCAGGAUGUGCUCAGCACCUUGGGCUCUCCACACAAAGUCUUCUACAAGUCCGAAGACAAGAUGAAAAUCCAUUCGCCCUCGCCCCAUAAGCAGGUCCCAUCAAAGUGCAAUGACUACUUCUUCAACUAUUUCACACUUGGAGUGGAUAUUCUCUUUGAUGCAAACACUCACAAGGUGAAGAAAUUUGUCCUGCACACAAAUUAUCCUGGUCAUUACAACUUUAACAUUUACCAUCGCUGUGAAUUCAAGAUUCCACUCAUCAUUAAGAGAGAUAGUGCAGAUUCACAGACAGAAACAUGUACAACAUACAGCAAGUGGGACAGUAUUCAGGAUCUACUGGGGCACCCUGUAGAGAAGCCAGUGGUACUUCACAGGUCAUCAUCUCCAAACAACACUAACCCAUUUGGGUCAACCUUUUGCUUUGGACUGCAGCGAAUGAUCUUUGAGGUGAUGCAGAAUAAUCACAUAGCUUCUGUUACUCUGUAUGGCCCCACACGGCCCAGCAGCCAGUUGAGAACGUCGGACCUUCCCCAGUGAGCAUCCCCUGCAAAGUCAGCUAAUUUCAAUGCUACAGAAUUAGUACAGCGUGCCUUGAUUUGCUGCCACUUAUAAUAUGGAAAGCACGUUAUGAUUUUUUGUUGUUGUUUUUCAAUAAGCCUUUCCACCCAGGAGCGGUGUGGAAAGGAAAUUCUCUCAACCCUUCAUCAUGGGGCAUGGAACUUUUGAUGGAGGAAAGCAGCUUAGGUGCCUGUGCCGUCAUUUAUUCCUCUCCGUUGCCCUCAUCCUAUGCAGCACAGACCUAAAGAGACUGUCCCUCCUUCUCAGCUGGCAGAAGGGGGAAAUGGAAGAGGGGCACGUAAUGACUGCAAGAAUUAGAAGCACAAACUUUCUGAGCCUUGGAGCAUCUGGAAGCAGGUAUUGAUUUUAGUCUGUUUGUGUUACUGUAUUGAUGUGGUGGUCACAUUUUAAGAAAAAGUGUGUGUAUAUAUAUAUAGAUCUAAACACCUCGGUAUUUCUGUGGCUUAGGACAUUGUACCAAGUGUGACAAGGAUGUAUAUAUGUCCAUGAUUUCAGGCACCACAUCUUUGUGUAACUUUAAACCAAGCAAGUAGCAUGUGCAUAAUACUUGGUUGUAACAUUUGCACUACAUACACUUUAAUUACUUGAUAAACGUUUAUCUUCACUGAGGAGCAUCUGUGUACUGGGUGUGAGUGGGGUGUGGUGGUUAUUUAAUGUACACUGCGCAUAAAGCUUAUUUAUACAGUGGAUCAAAUUUAUCCACCUUCCUGCACUAAUAUGUACUUGAUAUGCUAAUACAAUUUUUUUCUGUCAUGGCUGGUUUACUAAUUUUUUUUCAUAUGCAAUUUCGAAAGAAAAUAAUUCUGGAAGGGGUUAUUUCUAUGAUUGAAUUAUGUUUUAAUGAAAAGAUUUGAUACGAUUUUUCAUACUAGUGAAAAAUUUAACGAAGAAAUAAUGUUGCCUCAUUUGCCUCUGUUCCAAAAUCCUUUAUCCCUCCUCUAUUUCCUCAGAGAAGGAAAAGCUGUAUAUAAUGGUAUCUCAGAAAGACGUUCUGGAAUUCCGCCAUCACCGAGAUAACCUUUUCUGUAACUUUUGAUGUAUGAUUUUAAUUUAUGCCAAAGGUUUAGCCAAAGACAUCCUUGCUGUAGUUUCACCAUUUCUGUACAUAUAUGCUAACUGCACACCCCACCCCAGCAGACAGGAUAUAGGCUUCUUUCUAGUUGGGAGAUGCUGCUCGCGACAUUUUAUCCCAGGAGGAUACUUUAGGUUUCUAGUUCUCUUACCAGUCUUAUUUGAGAGAAAUAGGUGGUCUGUCUUUGAAAUAAUGAACCCUUUUUAAAAAUGGACAAGAGAAAUGUAUAAUUUUAUCCCAUUUUUAAUAUUUUGGUGUCGCAACUUGUGAUACAUAGAUGACAAUUUUGUGAGUUUUACUAUGUGUGUACAGAUUUUUGUAAAUAUGACAUUUUUGUAAUUUGAACUCCAUGUACAGUGUAAUCCUGUAUAGUUUAUCAAUGAAUGAGAGAUAGGAAGUUGACUGUUAACUGAAGUUUUGGAUCCUGGACCAGUAGCAGGGAUAAAUGUGUGUGUGUGUGUGUGUGAGACAUUCUUUGCCAUUUAGUCUUCCUGUAUACUGUGAUACUCUAAACUGAUUUUGCUAAAACAAACAAAAAAGCCCCAUGGAGAAUCUAAUGGAUAAGGAAAAAGUUACUGUUUACCUUUAUCCCUAGGUGUCACUCCUGUUGAAUCCCUGUUCAAUCUGUGCUGUCUCCUGUGAUCGUUGCUUGCUAAGAAAAUUCUAUGCCUCAAUCUUCCUUUUUGUUUCCUCUCUAAUUUUAAUUUCAUUUUACAUAGCCCUUCUGUAAAUUAAAUGGAAUAAUGAGCAUGUACACUGAAAGAAAAAUAAAAAGAGACUCUCAGUUACUGUUUUUGUGUUAAAUGCAGUUGCUGGGUGUUUUUGUAAUAAAAUCAUGGAUGUUCUUGCUUUUUGUUUUCUUACCA
This is a messenger RNA of Cinclus cinclus, 3510 nucleotides long. It is a transcript of the gene PHAF1, whose product is annotated as phagosome assembly factor 1. The transcript is spliced from 16 exons. NCBI's taxonomy places the organism in Eukaryota, Metazoa, Chordata, Aves, Passeriformes, Cinclidae. Bases 259 to 1530 code for a protein of 423 amino acids. Gene Ontology annotation, biological process: Golgi to plasma membrane protein transport. The record is from RefSeq and is a predicted model, not a curated record. Gene Ontology annotation, cellular component: trans-Golgi network; dendrite; synaptic vesicle membrane.